CUCAAGUCAAGGUCAGCUGAUUCAGAGAAAUUUGUUACUAGUUUGUACUGUACCUCUAUAAGCAGGUACAAUUCAUCGUUGGCCGUGGUACGACUCCAGGUCAUUCAGAUAUAAGAUUAGGGCCUUCAAAUUUACAAGAUGAGGUGGCUGAAGACGCUAUUAGUGGGAGUCCUGCCUCUGUUAUCGGCCUUCCAAUAUGUGGAGGGAAGUCGAAUUCUAUUUAUCAGUGCCAUUGCGUCCAAGAGUCACAAGGGAUUCUUCAACGCUGUCAUCGAUAAACUGGCUGGUAACGGCCAUCAGAUAACGAUCGUAUCGCCCUACAAACCCUCCAAAGAGCGAGCCAACGUCAGAGAGAUCGCCCUAACCGAUCUGGACAUCACAUUGAUCCUGCCGAACUUGUUCGAGGGCAACGCCCUCACGGGGCCAAAGACGCUCUUAUCCGUCGCUCCCGGGAUAUGCUCAGAGGCCCUCGGGAAACGGGAGGUCCAAGACCUUCUCAAGGAGAAGUUCGACCUCGGGAUUGUGAGCAUCUUCCUGUCUGACUGUUUCCUGUCCCUGUUUCACCAGAUGAAGAUACCGGUGAUGCAAGUGUGCCCCACGGGACCUCUCGGACCCAUCGGCGCCAUGGCGGGAAUUCCUACCUUCCCGUCCUUCGUCACGAAUCCUUUCCUGCGCAGCUUCCAUCCUCUCACCUUCAUGCAGAGGAUGUUCAACACUCUGGCUGACACGGGAGGCUCACUUGCCAUGGAAUACAUAAUGAUGCCAAACAUGGAAGCUGAAUGCCGUCGCAGAGGCCUGUGCCCAGUGGACAUGCCCAGCCUACUUGAACUGAAGCACAAUGCUACAGUAUUAAUGGUUAAUAGCGUGCGUGGUAUGGAAUCACCCCCGCGCCCAUCCAUGGCAUCUAUUGUUUAUGUUGGAGGGAUCCACUGCCAGGAAGCUAAACCCUUACCUAAGGACUUGGAGGAAUGGGUAGCUGGCUCUGGAAAGGAUGGCUUCAUAUUCUUCAGCCUGGGGUCUGUCGUGAAACCUUCAACUAUGCCUGAGCAGUAUCGCCAAGCCCUUGUGAAAGCAUUCGGUUCCCUGAAGCAGCGCGUCCUGUGGAAGUGGGACGAAGACACCAUGAAGGAUCUUCCUCCCAACGUCCUCCUGGGGAAGUGGCUGCCACAGCAGGAUAUCUUAGGUGACUCCCGCCUCCGGGUCUUCAUCACACACGGAGGAGCCCUCAGCACGCAGGAAUCCAUCUACCACGGCACUCCCGUCAUCGGUCUCCCUGUUUUUGCCGACCAAAUGACCAACAUGGCGGAGGUGCAGGAACAAGGGUGGGGUAGAGUCCUAGACUGGAAGGAAUUGACUCCUGAACUCCUCAGGGAUACGAUUCAAACUGUCAUGACGGAUGAGAGGUUGAGAGCCGAGGUCAAGAGGAGGUCAGCCCUGAUGCGUGACACCCCCCAGGACCCAGGUCAGCUGGCUAACUAUUGGGUCGAUUACGUCAUUCGACACAAUGGGGCACUCCAUCUGAAAUCACCCAUUCUCACGAUGCCCUGGUACCAACUCUACAACGUAGAUGUCUGGCUGACCGUCGCAGGAGCAGUGGUACUCGUUCUUGUACUUCUGCUCAAGAUUUUCCUUGUCAUCCUCCGAUGCUUAACCUCAAGAUUCAAGCAGAAGAAGGAUUAAUUCGAGGGAUUACUGAAGGGGUAUCCAAAGGGAUUAAUCCUGUGCUUUUUUGACUGGAAGCUGAAAGGGAUUUAGGAUUGCUAAUUGUAGAUUUUAGGUGUUGAUUAUGGUACUUUUUUAAAGAUAUUAUUGUGGGUUUUGUUGUUGGCGCCUGUUGUUGUUGUUCCUCUUAUGAAUGUAUGUAGGGAGAGAAAAUUUAUGCAUAAAUUGAUGUAUGUAGGGAGAGCAAAUUUAUGCAUAAAUUGACCAAGAAAUUGUAGGCAAAGUUUUUAUAUAUGUCAGAAUUUUAUUUUCUUUUUGACAGAUUUAAAGAACAAAUCGUUUGUGGACUUUCUUAUAGAAAAAUUUACUGUAAAUAAAACAAGUCUUAU
This is a messenger RNA of Macrobrachium nipponense, 2051 nucleotides long. RefSeq names its product UDP-glycosyltransferase UGT5-like. Bases 139 to 1680 code for a protein of 513 amino acids. NCBI's taxonomy places the organism in Eukaryota, Metazoa, Arthropoda, Malacostraca, Decapoda, Palaemonidae. The transcript is spliced from 12 exons. Gene Ontology annotation, molecular function: UDP-glycosyltransferase activity. The record is from RefSeq and is a predicted model, not a curated record.